AUGGAGUCGUUGCCAUCGACUGUACUCCAAAUUAUACUUCAACAUCUAUUGUAUGAUGAACAUACAGCUUGCCCAACAAAUAGGUUGGACUUUUGGUGUCUGGCGCUGACUUGCAAGUCUUUGCUGAACUUGGCCAGCAAAAAGUUUGGUGCUCAUCAUCAUGAUCGUGAUAACUCUCUUGCACCAUGUAUACUAUGGGGCGCAGACAAGGCAUUCAAACAUCAAGAUGGUGGUCUACCACACAGCAUCACUCAUCUGGUCUUGGGCGACAAGUACAAUCAACCAAUAAUCAAGGGAGCAUUGCCGCAAUCACUUUUGAUUCUUACCUUUGGCAACGAGUUCAAUCAAAUGAUUGCUCCAGACACACUGCCAGACUCAAUCACUAGACUCACCUUUGGCGUGCAACCGAGCACACCUCCCAACCUUCAGAUCUUGAUCUACGGCAUCAAUGGCUCGUUGUUUAAUCAACCUCUUCAGAGCGGCUCGCUGCCCAGGUCUCUGCGCGACCUGAGUCUUGGUGAUAUGUACAGCCAUGCCAUCUCGCCCGGUCUGCUACCCAACUCAAUGACACGUUUGGCGCUAGGUCGUCACUUUGAUCGCAAGCUUGAUGAUCGCGCACUCCCUCACUCUCUCAUAUCACUGGAGCUUGGACAGAAUUACCACCACGCCGCGUCACUGCCCAGCACCAUCCCAGCACUCGAGUCACUCGUACUUUAUGAAUGCAAUGCUUCCAACAUCCAGAAGCUACCGCCCGUCACCUCACUCAAGAUAUGGCAUGACCUCAGCUCGGCCAUCACACUGCCCGACACGCUCACCUGGCUAACACUGCCGCACAUGUACAACAACCCCAACUUUAGCACGCAACUGGCACACAUACGAUCACUCGCCGUGUUGGAGUUUGGCAACUCCUUCGACCAGCCAAUCAACCCGGGCAGCCUCCCCUCGUCUCUCACCUCCAUCCAUCUCGGCUAUCAAUUCAAUCAUAUGAUCAUUCACGGCACACUCCCCUCAUCGCUCAAGUCGCUCGAGUUUAGCGACCGAUUCAAUCAAUGUAUCGCGCCCGGUGUGUUGCCCAUGUCACUCACCAAGUUGACGAUGGGCUUCCUGUUUGAGCAGACUUUGGAGCCAGGCGCAUUGCCCUCGUCCUUGCUGGAGCUAAGGUUCGGCACGUACUCAAAGUAUCGCCAACCAUUCGUCGCUGGCACCCUUCCGCCAUCGCUCAAACAUCUGUCGCUGGGCUCCAACUACAGCGAACCAAUAGUCAGUGGUGCGCUACCAGACAGCCUUACAUAUCUAAAGCUGAGCUGGCAACGCACAUUCCUUGUGUGUCUGCCUGCGAGCAUCAGGAACUUAUUGGCAGACUCACCCGAACCUGUUGUGAUCAGUGAGAUGGCCAUUGCACAAUCACACAUACAAUGGAUGCUCUCUCAUGUGCCCUCAGUCAUCACAUUCCAGGUCAACAUACAACUAGGACUCUUUGGCAACAUGUCCUUCCAAUAUCUCCUUCGACGAAUCGAUCAAUCACAUGCACUAUGGAUAUCAAGAGCAUGUCCAUCCACACGUCAGAGAUUCAUAAUAUUAAGUGGAUAA
Messenger RNA from Acytostelium subglobosum LB1, 1590 nucleotides. RefSeq lists its product as hypothetical. The coding region runs from base 1 to 1590 and encodes 529 amino acids. The transcript is spliced from 2 exons. The record is from RefSeq and is a predicted model, not a curated record. NCBI's taxonomy places the organism in Eukaryota, Evosea, Eumycetozoa, Acytosteliales, Acytosteliaceae.